This is a messenger RNA of Diversispora eburnea, 362 nucleotides long. The record is from the annotation of a GenBank genome assembly. Lineage: Eukaryota; Fungi; Glomeromycota; Glomeromycetes; Diversisporales; Diversisporaceae.
UCUCUCGAAAGAAAAUGGUCAGAAAAGAAGAUCUUUAAGAGCUCGAACUCAAGACACCGCUACAAAAAAGAGGCCAGCAGCAUACUCUCUUUCUCCAAGACCUACUAUAACCUUUAAUAACGUUACAGUUCCGUCUCCUAAUCAACUACUGCAACUUAAUUCAGAAAUAGAAUAUCUCGAUGCAUUAGGAUUAUUUGAUCCCUCAGAAAUUACUGAGCCUAUUCUAUCACCAGAAGCUGAAAGAGAAUAUCUCGAAGUAUUAGGAAUAUUAGAACAUAUUCCGCAAUUUCAUCAAACAGAUAUUAUUAGUUCAGGAUGUAAAUUAUUAGACGAUCAUUAUCAAGUUAAAAUAGGAAAAGAAA